GCGCGCGGGUGCGCCACGUUGUUCUUGCACCCCGCCGCGCAGCAGUAGCACGGCAGCUUCAGCAGCGCCAGCGUCUGCGUCCCCUUGAGCGACUCCGGGCCCUUGCGGUACUCGCGCCCGUGGCCCCACAUGUGCAUCUGCAUGUUGUUGUAUCGGUUGAAGGUCUUGUUACAGACAUGGCAGAUAAACUGCACCGGGCCGACGAGGAUCUGCGCCGGCGUCGGGAUCCAGUACCGGCACCCGGCGAGCGGCGGCGGCAGGCCGCGCCCGCCCUCACCCACCACCACGCCGACGAAGGUGUCCGAUCCUUCCACCGACGGCGCCACGUCGUCGUCACGCUCCUGCCGAUCCAUCGUCAUCAUCAUCAUCCCUUCCUCCGCCUCGCCGCCAUGCGUACGCUUCCACUCGCUCUCGUCCUCACCACCACCCGCCGCCUCCUGGUCCACUUCGUCUUCGCCGCCACCCUUCUCUUCUUCCAUGACGGCGUCCUCAUCAUCAAUGCUGCAGGACCCACCGACCGGCAACGCGAUAUUCAGAUCCACGCCGGACGGAGCCAACAAACCGCCGGUCGCGCCGCCGCCGCUCGUGGUCUCUUCUUUGACGGCGCACUGCUCGUGAUGACCAUCGUCCCCCUUCCGCUCGCCACCGAGCCUGCUGAGCAGCGGCAGGCACGUCACGCUGCUCGCUUCCUGCUGCGCAACAACGACUCCACGGCCGGCUGCUUGUCCCUCCUCGCCGAGGGCUAGUAGUUGAUGCCUGGACGCCAUCGUCGAGGUCGACGACGACGACGACGACGAGCCAGACGAGGACCGCGACGACGGCGACGAUAAGGAGCAUCGCGGCUUGAGCCACUGGAAGAAAUUAGGGGAGCCGACGGCGGCCUCAUCGCCUUCCAUGGAGGCACAAGCCCGCAGCCCCAUAUAUGGAUGAUCCUCGAUCCUCUGACCACCGUCGUACCGAUCGACGAGCCUUGUUGUAUAAGUAUAUAUAGCCUCUACACAAGUAAGUGUCUCUUGAUCUUGGGGGUUUGGUGGAGAGAGGGAGGCCGGAGGUAUAGCUAGCACUCUAGCAGCAAGCAGCAGCUAGCUAGCUUAAUGUCAAGGCGUGCC
This is a messenger RNA of Zea mays, 1109 nucleotides long. Lineage: Eukaryota; Viridiplantae; Streptophyta; Magnoliopsida; Poales; Poaceae. The record is from RefSeq.